UACGUACAAGAAUGUUCUUAUUUUACUUAUUUCGUUAAAUUUCCUGCGUGGCCUCUUUGGUAUUUUUUAAAUAAACUAACGACUUAUAUACCAGAAGCGCUGCGAGUUGGUUCGCGUAGUUUGUUUUUGGGAGUGUUAUUUCGAACUAAUUUGUUACCUCCAGAGACGUCGUCUCGGUGCGCCGGUUUAUGCGAAGAAGUCGUGAUGAAGAUGGUAACACAAGUUUUCUGCCCACCCAAUCAGUCGCCAUUACCUUUGCCUGUCCCACACUCCCUACGAAUGUCGAUAUCAACUCAUGGUAUUUCGAGGUUGUCUUCGCAUAAACAAAAUGCCAUCAACUGUGGUCAAAACUGUGGUGACAGUGACUGCAGUGAUAGUGGCAGUUGUGGCAGCGUUGUUCAGCAAGGACUGGUGGAGUCAUCGGAACGUACCAAACGAACCAUACUCUGCAUAUGGACAGAGAAGACCAAAGACCGACUAGCUUUUGCUGGUUUUCUCCACACUUACGGGCCGAAACCAAGUAAAUGCAGAGUGUGUGUAUGUGUGUGUGCGCGUGUAUGUAUGCGUGAUUGUGUGUGUUAUUAUUAUUAUUAUGCUUUAUUUUUUUUCUUUGAGAGCUCUCUCUUCUCGUUUUUACUUAAAACCUAACCAUACUCGGGUUUAUAGCAUUGAUUUUAAGAUUUUAUUAUAUGUAAAAAUUAUAUAAUGUUACAUACAUAAAAAUUGGUCUUUUAUUGUUAAGUAAUUAAUUUAAUAUAUAAUUUAAUAAUAUGAUUUUGUUUAUAUUCUUUUUUAAAAUUGAUAUUAUUGUUA
Molecule: messenger RNA, 813 nt
Organism: Achroia grisella
Lineage: Eukaryota; Metazoa; Arthropoda; Insecta; Lepidoptera; Pyralidae
Exons: 4
Coding region: 205-648 (147 amino acids)
Source: RefSeq, a predicted model, not a curated record